GACAGCCGACCGCCGCCACUCACGUGACGUAGCUACGAGGUGACGUCAGAGAAAGAGAAGAUGGCGGCUGUGCUGAAGGCGGAAGUGGGGCAGUGCGGGCGGCCGUGCGUUGUGUGAGACUCAUCCAUCCUGCAUGGACUCGUCGCCAUGAGCAACAAGGAGAUGGUUUCCACGGAGACAGAGAAUAAAGGACAGAGGAAGGUGUUUCUUCCUAACAAGCUGUUGGAGUGUCUCCCUCGCUCGUCCAGUCUGCCUAACGAGCGGCUCAGGUGGAAUACUAACGAGGAAAUCGCUUCUUACCUGAUAUCAUUUGACAGACAUGAUGAGUGGCUCUCCUGCACCCUGAAGACCAGGCCGAAGAACGGCAGCAUCAUCCUCUACAACAGGAAGAAGGUGAAGUACAGGAAGGACGGAUACUGCUGGAAGAAGCGGAAGGAUGGGAAAACGACGAGAGAGGACCACAUGAAGCUGAAGGUCCAGGGCAUGGAGUGCCUGUACGGCUGCUACGUCCAUUCCUCCAUAGUGCCAACAUUCCACAGACGAUGCUACUGGCUGCUGCAGAACCCAGACAUCGUGCUGGUCCACUAUCUGAAUGUGCCGUCCCUGGAGGAUUCUGGGAAAUGCAGUCCGCUGCUGUGUGCCGUGUCAGACCGCCAUGACAGCGUGAGGUGGAGCCGAGACGACCUGCUGAACCAGCUGAAGCCCAUGUUCCACAGUAUGAAGUGCUCGCUGGGUUCGGGUGAUUUCAGCAUCGAGGAGUUGGUUCAGCACAUUCUGGACCGACAGAGAACCAAACCGCAGCCGCGCACACACACCUGCCUCUGUAACACCGCCCAGGUAUCUUCAGGAGUGAACAUUCCUCACCGCUGCAACAGCACCAAGCAUCGCAUCAUCUCCCCCAAACUGCCCCCCUCCUCCUGCAGACCCUCCCCCUCCCCGCUCUCCUCUGAGGCGGGGGAGGUCGGGAGAGGAGGAGGAGGAGGAGGGGGGGGGGGGAGGAGGAGGGGGAGGAGGAGAUGCCAAACUGCCCCACCUGCAGGCUCAGAGCAGCCCCGUCUCAUCUCCCUGCCCCCCCUCCACCCUCACAGAGCCACCAUCACCAUGGGUAACCACGGCAACGGCUUCUACGGAGACCGCCGCGGCAACCUGACGACGGUGGCGCUGCCCCAGAACGCGCCCACCUCCUCCGUGGCCCCGCCCCUCCUCCCCCUCUGCCUGGAGCUGGGCGCUCUGGGGGAGUCGGAGGGGGGGAGGGGGGUGGAGGAGGCGGGGGGAGAGGAAGAGGAGGCGAAGGACAGGAGAGGUAGUGAUGAUGAUGAUGAUGAUGAUAAUGAUGAAGGCAGCGCUCCUCCCACCAAGCUGGCCCUGCUGCAGCCGAGCCACGCCCCCUCCUCCUGCUCGUCACCACGGCAACAGACAGGAAGCAGCGCCGCGUCGCUGCUCCUGGUUUGCCAAGACUCAGCGGCGGUGAGCCAGCCCGCUCAGCCGGCCAAUCAGACGCAGCGGCAGCCCAACGGACAGCAGCCGUUGGUCCUGGGGAGGCCCUACAAUCACUUGCCCGAAGCUCCGCCCCCGCCUCAGCUGUCCCAUCAGCCCCUGGUGCUGCAGCAGAGUCAGCCGCCGCUGUUCGCCAACCCCAACGUGGCCGACGCCAGCGUCAGCCCGGCGGACGUCACCAUGGCGCCCGCUCACCUGGCGACGCCCUCGGUCCAGGUGAAGGAGGAGAGCAGGCGGGGCUACGAGUCGGAGGACACCUGCAUGGACACGCAGCUGGAGGCGGAGCCCUGCGAGCGAGGAGGGGAGGAGCUGGACAUCUGCUUCGACAGCCAGUUCCCCGACCUCAUCUCCGACCUCAUCACGGAGGAGGCCAAUCCCGUCGCGUCUCACCCCGUCGCCGUCGUCCCCGCCGGUCCCAACCCGACCAUCUUCCCGGCGGGGAUCCGCUACAUGGUGCCGCCCCAGCCCUCCCCCUCCUCCUCCUUCCUCCCCUUCCCUCACCCGCUGCCCUCCUCGUCAGGCCUCGCCUCCAUCACCGACUUCUCCCCGGAGUGGUCCUACCCCGAGGGUGGGGUGAAGGUAUUGAUCACAGGACCAUGGAGUGAGCUGUCGGGUCGAUACUCGUGUGUGUUUGAUCAAAGCUCCGUCCCUGCGUCACUGAUCCAGCCGGGAGUCCUGCGCUGCUACUGUCCUGCCCAUGAGGCCGGUCUGGUGUGUCUGCAGGUUCUGGAGUCCGGAGGUUCUGUUUCCUCGUCGGUCCUGUUCGAGUACCGAGCGAGGAACGCCAGCUCGCUGCCCAGCUCUCAGCUCGACUGGCUCUCAUUGGACGAUAACCAGUUCAGGAUGUCCAUUCUGGAGCGUCUGGAGCAGAUGGAGCGCAGGAUGGCGGAGAUGGCCGCCCGCGACGUCAACCAGCAGCAGCAACAACAUCAUCAUCAUCAGCAUCAUCAGCAUCAGCAGCACGGCAGCCAGCUGGCCACGCCCCCUCCGCCGAGCCUACCUGAGGACCACGAACAGUCCUCACAGUGGUUCGAGAGGAGGAUUGUGGGAGUGUGUGAGCGCAUGAUGAGAGGAGGUCGAUGGAGUGGAGGAGGAGGAGGAGGAGGAGGAGAGAGGCUUCAUCACUCCGUCCGUCACCGUGGGAUGACACUGCUGCACCUGGCUGCUGCACAGGGAUACACACACCUGAUACACACUCUGAUCCACUGGAGGACUGUGAACAGCGACAGUUUGGAUCUUGAACAGGAAGUUGAUCCUCUGAAUGUCGACCACUUCUCCUGCACCCCGCUGAUGUGGGCGUGUGCUCUGGGCCACCAGAGGGCAGCAGAGCUUCUGUACGGCUGGAACAGUCUGGCUCUGGGGAUCCCUGAUUCGCUGGGCCGCCUGCCGCUCGCCGUGGCUCGCUCUCGAGGACACACCCGCCUCGCCACGGCGCUGGAGGAGCUGCACACACACAUGCACAUGACGCCGAGAGACACACACACGCCUCCGGCAGACACGCACACACCGGCCACGCCGCAGCCACAGCUGCCCCUGUCUCCGCUGUCCACCAGCCCCGACACAGGUCUGAGCUCUUCCAGCAGCCUCCCCUCCCCCAGCGACCCCUCCUCGCCCUCCCCCAGCUCCGCCUACUCCAGUGGCCCCGCCCCCAUGGACACCUCCCCCUCAUCCCCUUCAUCUCCUUCCUCCUCCUCUUCACUGCCCGUCUCCCCUCCCUCCCCCUCCUCCCUCCCUCUCUCCUCACUCCCUCUCCUGUCCAUGUGGGGGGAGGAGCCAAACGUCAGCACAGGUUUGAACCCCGGCGCUUCCAGAGACUCUCACCUGUACCUGAUGGACUACGAGAGCGCGUGCCCCGCCUCCCCCGGCCACACACACACUUACGCACACGCGAUGGACGGGCGGCGGCGGUCCCACGCGGCGGCCACGCUGGAGGAGCAGCUGCUGAGCUACAGCGAGAACGCCGAGAACGAAGGCGAGGAGGAGGAGUACCUGGAGGAGGAGGUGCUGCAGGUUGACAUGGCGACCCUGGCGGAGCAGAUCAUCGAGGCGACCCCGGAGCGAAUCAAACAGGAGGACUUCCCCAGGGGGGCGGAGUCACCACUCAGAGAGAGGCGGGACAAUCCGGCCAUACAGGACACCUGGCUGGCGACAUAUUUGGACACAGUUGACGCCCACACACACUCCCCGCCCAGGCGGGUGUGUCCCCCCUCGCCCCUCAGCGCACUGGCGCUCCAGAGGCUCCGCCCCCCCUCCUCUGCGGCAUGGGCGGAGUUCCUGAACGCCUCGGCCAAUGGGAAGAUGGAGAGAGACUUCGCCCUGCUGACGCUAACAGACGGCGAGCAGAGGGAGCUGUACGAGGCGGCCAGGAUCAUCCAGAACGCCUUCAGGAGAUACAAGGGUCGGAGGUUAAAGGAACAGCAGGACAUGGCUGCAGCCGUCAUACAGAGGUGUUACAGGAAGUACAAACAGUACGCUCUCUAUAAGAAGAUGACCCAGGCGGCCAUCUUGAUCCAGUCCAAGUUCCGCUCGUACUACGAGCAGAAGCGUUUCCAGCAGAGCCGGCGGGCGGCCGUCCUCAUCCAGCAGUACUACCGCAGCUACAAGGAGUACGAGAGGCUCAAACAGGCGCCGCGCGGCGCCUCCAGCCACAACCCCAAGAUCAAGGGAUCGUUCUUGACGAAGAAACAGGACCAGGCAGCCAGAAAGAUCAUGAGGUUUCUGAGACGCUGCAGACACAGGAUUAAGGAGCUGAAGCAGACCAGGGAGCUGGAGAGGAGGGGACUCACCACUUAAACCCUUUCAUCCCUUCUUUCAUCUCCUGGAGGAGGAAAUCACACAUGAGAGGAGGAGAGACAUGACGGGAAAAAGAGAUUUUUUAAAUCUUGUCAUCGUUUAGCAAGUUUACUAAAGAGACAGAAACAAAACCAAGAAAUGCAAAGACUGAUGGAGAGAAGGACAGAGUGACGGAGACAUGCCUUACCCAACGCCAACUCUUCUUCUUUUCCUCUGCAUCCUUUUGCUUUAUCUAUCUAUCUAUCUAUCUAUCUAUCUAUCUAUCUAUCUGUCUAU
This is a messenger RNA of Thunnus maccoyii (southern bluefin tuna), 4566 nucleotides long. It is a transcript of the gene camta2, whose product is annotated as calmodulin binding transcription activator 2. The record is from RefSeq and is a predicted model, not a curated record. The transcript is spliced from 26 exons. The coding region runs from base 148 to 4290 and encodes 1380 amino acids. Gene Ontology annotation, molecular function: protein binding; double-stranded DNA binding; transcription coregulator activity. Gene Ontology annotation, biological process: regulation of transcription by RNA polymerase II. Lineage: Eukaryota; Metazoa; Chordata; Actinopteri; Scombriformes; Scombridae. Gene Ontology annotation, cellular component: nucleus.